Conger conger (European conger) is the source of this 4510-nucleotide messenger RNA. It is a transcript of the gene chst7, whose product is annotated as carbohydrate (N-acetylglucosamine 6-O) sulfotransferase 7. The coding region runs from base 70 to 1320 and encodes 416 amino acids. Gene Ontology annotation, cellular component: Golgi membrane. Gene Ontology annotation, biological process: carbohydrate metabolic process; N-acetylglucosamine metabolic process. The record is from RefSeq and is a predicted model, not a curated record. The transcript is spliced from 2 exons. NCBI's taxonomy places the organism in Eukaryota, Metazoa, Chordata, Actinopteri, Anguilliformes, Congridae. Gene Ontology annotation, molecular function: N-acetylglucosamine 6-O-sulfotransferase activity; chondroitin 6-sulfotransferase activity.
CGCUCGCUUGCAGAGAGGUGCGCUAAAUAUCUAGUGGAGGACUUCCUGUCCGUUUCUGCGGCUGAGGAGAUGAAGAGGCGGCUGCAGAAGAAAUACUUGAUUUUGAUUUUAGGAUAUUCUGUGUUACUUCUGUUAAUUCCUUAUGUUUUGGAUAACAGGAGUAAAACGAUCAAUGAUAAACAUGAACUUCAACAGCAAAAGUGCCCUGACUUGGAAAAAACACUGGCACUGUGGAGUAACGUGGACAGAAACAACAAUGCUACCGAAAUGGUGGGAGACGCUUUCAAUAGGAGCGAUAAAAUAAACAUUUAUGUGCACGCCACAUGGAGAACGGGGUCUUCCUUUUUAGGCGAACUAUUCAAUCAACACCCCGACGUGUUUUAUUUGUACGAACCCAUGUGGAAUAUGUGGCAAUCCCUAUACCCUGGAGACGCAGUGAGUCUUCAAGGAGCCGUCCGGGACAUGAUGAAUUCACUUUUCCGCUGUGAUUUCUCCGUUCUUAAGCUCUACGCUGGAACUAGCAACAUCAGUACCUCAUUUAUUUUUGGGUGGAAAACGAACAAGGUUAUCUGCUCACAGCCUCUGUGCAACGCCUACAAGAAAGACGAAAUUGGCCUGGUGAGAGGAGACGUCUGCGACAAAUGUCGGCCGAGGGACAUUAAGGACUUGGAGAGAGAAUGCAAAAAGUACCGCGUUAUGGUGAUUAAAGACGUUCGUGUGUUAGACCUGAGUGUGCUAGUUCCUUUAAUGAGGGACCCUGGUUUGAAUCUUCGGAUCAUUCAGCUUUUUCGAGAUCCGCGCGCUGUGCACAACUCUAGGCUGAAAUCCAAACUGGCCCUGGUGAAAGAGAGCGUUCAAGUGCUGCGCAGCAAGAAACAGACGGAUAAAUUCAAACGGCUCCUAAUGCCCAGCAACAGGUCUAACCGUGCGGAGAAUUAUGUGGCGAGCGCAAUGGAGCUGAUAUGUGAUAGCUGGCUAAACGACAUGUUGCUCGUCGAGAACGCACCGCAAUGGUUGAAGAGAAAUUAUAUUCAGAUUCGUUACGAAGACCUUGUUCUUUAUCCCGUGGAGGAAUUGCAACGGCUGUUCCGCUUCUCAAACCUAACAUCUUUUCCUAAAAUUGAGAAAUUUGUCGUCAACAUGACCCGCGGAGAACGGUACUCUUCUGAGAAACCCUUUGUCAUAUCGUCGAGGGAUGCUAAGGAAGCUAUAUUUGCUUGGAGAGAGAGGUUAAACGUUGAACAGAUCAAUCGAGUCGAAGCCUACUGCAGCGAGGUCAUGCGUCGGCUGGGAUAUCAGAGUGUUGUGGAUAAAACGUAAAGCCUCGAGAAACAGAAUGGAGGGAACAAUGCGCGCUUGUUGGCUGAAGGGACUGAGCUCCCUGGCUUUAGCCCGUCACUCACGUUCCUGAGACUGGGUGAGGUGCCAGGCUUGGGCAAGCCGAUACAGCAUGGACCAGCGGAGCCUUUGUGCAUCCUCCGCUGUCAACACAGCUUUUCCACACAGGGUCUUCUCUUACACGGAGGUAUGGCACGGCCUACUGACCCGUCCCCCUGCCGGAGAGGCGGUUUGGCUGAUGGAGGAAUCUGCUUAAGGCAAUAUGAAUGCAGACUUUUGAGCUCAUUUGGGUAUGGGAGAUAGUUGGGGAUUAGCCAGUGGGUUAUAAAUUCAUUUCAAAUAAUUUCUUUGGAUAGCGAUUUUUACAGAAGACCGCCACAAAGAUACUUUCCAGAGUAAGAGAAUGGUAAAAUGCGAUUAAAAAGAUUAAUAAGUAAAGAAAUAAAGAGAUUUUGUUUAGUUUUGUUAACAGAAAGACCUAGGGCCUGAACCACCAAAUGGCAAUAAGAGAGAGAGAAAGGGAAGGAAAGACCCUCAAGCUGUGGUGAGAAAAGAAAUCCAGAUGGGGAAGAAAUCUCAGGAGGAACCCGGCUAUUGAGGGGGUGCCCAUUCUCCACUGGCCGGCAAAGUGUGAAUGGUGAAAAAAAUUGAAAUUGUAUAAAUCUAACACACAAUUCAGAGUGGAUUACAGCUAAUGUAAUAAACUAGCUGGAGAAGGAGAAAAUCCAAAUGGGCAACUGAUGUUACAUGGCAACUGAUGUUACAACUGCUGGAUAUUUGAGCUACAUAUUACAGCUACAUAUCUGAGACUUAAGAGUCAUUUCCUCCUGAGGGUUAUACAAGCAUAUGUCAGUCUCUUAUGUAAACAUGAACAGUUCAGAGAGGCAGGGUGAUGCAAAUAGGGCCUCAUUGCUUUCUCCUGUUUAACACACAUUUUAGGCUUGUAAUAUGACUUAAGACCUUAUUUUUCUUUUCUCAAGUAGAAAAUAUUAGCUUGUUUUAACCCCUUAUGGGUGGAUGUGACCUGCACGUUAUAUCUCCCUUAACAGACGGAUGUGAUGCCAGCGUUGUAUUUGAUCGCAUGACCGUUUUUCAAGACACAUGACCGUUGAAAUACAUUGCCAUUCCGAGGCCUUACUAUAGGUUUUCUGUAGGGCACAUUAGUCCAUAAUAGGUUAAGUUCAUAGUUACAGUUUUGUAUCCCCUUGGCAAAUCUUCAAAUGAGUCCGUCUUACCUCAUUAGCAAUAUUAUAAUUUUUUAAAAUUGUUUUAAAGGCCCACACGCAUCAGCAUUCUCUUCCUGGUUUUAGUAUGCAAAAUGCCCACAAAACAUUCCCAAACAGCAGUGAGGUAGGUUUCUUGCCCCCUCAACCCAAUUCCCCCUCCUCCUCCUCCUCCUCCUCCUCCUCCUGUGGUCAGCUCUCUGUGUUAGCAUUUAGCAACAUCAUCCCUGAUUAUGCCAAAACAUACAUCAUGUCAGGUGUGUAAAUAGUUUUACAAACAGCCCAGAAAAAUUGCAGUUAGACCUUAAAAUAUGCAUACUUCUACCAAAAUUGCAAUUGUUUUAAUUGGUAUGGAACACAAAUCGAAAGCUCCAGGAUGAUAUGAAAAGCUCAAAAUCAUGUGUGUGGGCCUUUUUGUCUUAAUAUAAGACAAAAAUACUUGUUCUAAUUUGUUUUUUGCAGUGUGAUGAACAGAAGACGAGGGGAGAGGUGGAUACGGUACAGAGAGAGUCACCACUGCUGGGGCACAGCAAGGAUGAGGAGACUGUCUGACAGUGAGGAGGAAGCUGACAUCCAGGCCGGCUUCUACUCUAACUGUGCCAGACCAGCCAAUCUUUUUGUGCAAAGAACCAGGAAGCCAUUUUAGGACUAGGGAGUCAGAUGGCCCCACGCCAUGUGUAAAUAUGUACAGAGAACAGAGCUGCUCCGGACCCCUCUCCCGAGACCGAUACGGCUUCACUGGAGAGAGGGAACAAGGGAGCACAGGCCCGCUGAUGUCCAGAUGUCACCGGCAGUAAUCCCCUCUCAAUCCUCGGCAAGCCCUAAUCGGCACAGGGCUCGUCACCUGGGAAAUGGUGAACCCGGACCGCUUCUGGCUUUGUCCUUCCCCCCUAUCGUUUCCACCCUGAAUUCUCAGGAGCUGUACGUGUGUGUGCAGCAUUUCCCAUUGGUGCAUCUACGUCAAUACCCAACAGCGUUCUAUAAAGGAUAAGACUUGAUUGGUGGGGAGGAGGGGGGUGUUUUAGAGUAAACAAAGUGUUAACUAAUGGGUGGAGGAGGGGUGUAUUAAGACGUGACUAAUCACGGACACAUCCUGAACUAAUUAAUUAUGUCAUAUCUGGGUGCACUUCCCUUAUGGAAACCGAAUGUACCACAAUAUGAUGUAAAUAUGUGGACUGUAUAUGUGUAUAUGUGAAUAUAGUGUAUAGAAUAUAGUAUAGUAUAUAGUGUAUUGAAACAAUUAUCAUAAAAUCUGAACAAAACAAUGUGUACAUUUGCCAACGUGUUGUGAAGUGUUGCAAUAUAUUGAUAAUAUUUAAGGAUACAUUUCCAGUACAUUCCAUUUCUGUAGGGGUGGCUGCAGUAUAGGCUUGUCUUCAGGGGACAGAAUGUAACCCAGAGCAGUAUGGUCCUGAAAAUCUCAGACAGCUGGGGUGCUCCUCCUCCCCCGUGUCUUCACCAAAAGAACAACCACACCCCUGUGAAAUUCCUCAGUGUCCCAUGAUUAUACAUUGGGUGCCUCCCAGCUGUAAACUCCAACCGUGCAGAAAACGACAUUUGGGUCAAAUUGACUUUCCUUAGUUAGGACAUUCACAAAUGGAGGACAAACUAAAUGUGUUGUAGGUACUCAACAAUCUUAACUCAGACGAUGUUUUAACUUAAGCUUUCAGUUGCCAGCCCCUCCCCCCCUUAUAAAUAUUUAUAUUAUUUUAAUUAGUUAAAUAUAAAGUGAUGAUGUUCAUAACAGUACUCAUUGUUUACAAAUUUACGGUGCUUGAUAUUUGACGUGUGUGAGGGUGACUCCAUGAGGAGUUUCAUGUACCUUCCUUCAAGUAAAAUGAAUUUUGAUAGCUGAUCUGUAUUAAAUUCAAACUCUGAACACUGUAAAAAAAUUGCCAAGUGAACCUUCCAUUUAAGUAAAUAAAUGUUACCAGUCGCAUGAUACUAAA